Cutaneotrichosporon cavernicola is the source of this 1359-nucleotide messenger RNA. RefSeq lists its product as uncharacterized. Lineage: Eukaryota; Fungi; Basidiomycota; Tremellomycetes; Trichosporonales; Trichosporonaceae. The transcript is spliced from 2 exons. The coding region runs from base 1 to 1359 and encodes 452 amino acids. The record is from RefSeq and is a predicted model, not a curated record.
AUGCCCCGACACGUCCUGGUAGACGACUCGGACUCGGACUCGGACGAGCCCAUCGCCCUCGACUCGCCUCCAGUAUCGUUGAGGCGUACCCGAUCGGCCUCGUCGCAGCCGCUGUCUGGGCGAGCUGGACCCUCACGCUCAUCGAAACGGCGCGUCAAGAAACAGAAGACGCCAGACGAGGAUGAUGAGGUCGUGUUCGUGCGAGAGGAAAAGGUCCGCCAACUCACUAGCCGCUUCGCAUUCGCCGGAGCGCGGCCGUUACGGAAAACCACCUCGACCGCAUCGAGCGCCUCGGUCCCAACCGCUUCGCUAGGCUCCACUUCGUCGGCGUCCACUACCAUCGCGACGCCCUUCCUAUCGUCCACACCGCGUCAACCCCUUCCCGUCCCAGAGUGGCUACCCAAGACCGCGAUACUGAAAGAGCUACCCAAAUGCGUGCUCUGUCAACGCGACUUCAAAAAGGCCGAGAGCGGCGCUGCGCGCUGGCGACACGUCUCGACCUGUCUCCCACCUGCGUUCCGCCCACCAAACCUUCCGCCAGAUCUCGAGGUGCUCAUCUCCACAGCCCUCGAAGGACCAGUGCAGGAGUUGACCCUCUUGCGUCGCCGUACGAAUGCCGCGGCGGCCGCGGACGACCUCCUGAGCUCCUUCCCCGACCUCGUGCCCAAGCCGAAGCGUGUACUACGGAACACCACUGUCCGCGCGAGCUACUCUCGCGAAGGGUGGAGCGACGAGGUGGAUCUCCGUGUCGUGGAGGUCGUCGGCGUCAGUCCAAUGCGUCAGUCUCGCUAUCUCUCGCGCAGCGUCACCCCAGACCCCGAAGCGACCCAGCUGUCCCCGGCACACUCGCUCUCCUCGUCACCCCUCCUCUCGACACAGCCGCUCGGCGAGUCGUCGCUCUCAACUGAGUACUCGCGUCCACCUCGUACCCGUUCCGCAAUGUCAAACCUCCUCCCACAAGCACCUCCGCUCAUCGGUCUCUCCCAGGCCAUGCGCUACUCUUUCGCAGAGGAGGAAGCCACCCAAACUCAGCGCGCACACAUCGCGCUCUCCCAAUACACCUCGGAAGUGGGACUGGAGGCAGGCGAUGGUUUCCACUUUUCGUCCCAGCGGCCUUGCGAGGCUUCCUCAUCUCCUCCACAGACGCCCCCAGCCCGUCGUACAUUCCAAGGAGGAGGGUACUCUCAGCCCUUUCGCCAUGGGGUCGGCCCGCAGCCCGCAGGGAGCCGGCCCCGUCACACCGCGGGGGGACUCGACCCGGAGCGCCGCCGGCGACUCGCAGAGGCUGUCGAGGCUGGCGUCGAAGAGGCGAGGCAGCGGCGGCGCGAGGCCAUCGCCGCCGCGAUCGGACAGCGAUAA